This is a messenger RNA of Cylindrotheca closterium, 654 nucleotides long. Lineage: Eukaryota; Bacillariophyta; Bacillariophyceae; Bacillariales; Bacillariaceae. The record is from the annotation of a GenBank genome assembly.
AUGAGACAAACAUGCCUGAUAACACUACUGGCACUGGUAACAUCCUUUGCCAGCGUAAAUGGAUUUAUUCUUCCUAGUUCGAGUCCCUUUACGAGCACUCGAUUAUAUGCUGAAUUGCCUGAUAUGGCGAAAAUGAAAGCAUCAGAAAUGAGGAAGGAGCUGGAGAGUUAUGGUAUUUCUACGAAGAGCCUAUUGGAAAAGAGCGAGUUUGUGGAAGCCUUGAAGAAGGCUCGUGCCGAAGGAAAGACACCAGUGAAUGGCACUACAGAUGCAAGCUCUAGCGCCAGCAGCAGCACCAAAGCGGAAUCAUCAUCGUCAUCAUCAUCAACUGAAACGCCACCUGAGUCGUCAUCUGAGUCAUCAGAGACCAGAGAUAAAAGAUAUAAAGAAGCACUGGACAAAGCCAAAAAGAUGAAGGUCGGAGAUCUCAAGAAGGAAUUGGAGGGCCGAGGGAUAUCGACCAAAUCUUUCUUUGAGAAACCAGAGUUCGUGAAGGCAUAUGCUGAAGCGGUGGCCGACAACAAAAAGGGAAAGGGAGGACCGGGUCCACGACCAGAAGAGCCAAGAGAUCCAGCGUUCAAAGAUGUUGUCAUGCAAAAGAUGUCAAAGGGCGCGAUGAUGGGAGAAAGAGUGAUUGAUAUCAUGGUACGGUAG